AUGAUUGAUUUUGUCCAUGCAUGCUGUCACCUUGUAAAGCCCAGCAUUACAUUUGAUGAUAUUAAUACUGUCCAUAGACAUCUCGAAAAAUUUUAUGAAAAAUGCAACAAAGUUUACACCACCAAAAUCCUUACCUCUCUCUUUCUUCCUGUCCUAUCCAAAUUUGUCUAUUCAUCUACACCUGUCCUUACCUUGAUAUCUGCCUCCUCCACAAUUGUUCAGCUACCAUUCAUUUUGCAAGCAUUUGUGGAUUCUUCUGAAACUACCAGAAUUCCUAUCUUAGGCAAAGAACCUCUCCCACGUACAUCCUUCCCACCACUAGAAAAGAGCUUUCAGACUAUGGUCAACAAUCAUCAGUCAAUUGCCCCGGCUCCAUCCCCGGAAUAUACUGAGCUUUUAAGAAGGCUCACUGCUAUAGAGGAAAGCCUCAAGACUAUGGAUUCCAACAUUGGCAUUGUCAUCAAGGGGAACAAAGAUUCAUUGGAAAUACUUGAUAGCAUUGCCAAUGCUUCUGGAGAACGUCUUGCAGUUAUUGCUCCUACUACUAUAUCUGCUUUUGCUUCUACUUUUUUUGGUAUCCCUUCUGCUACUCCUUCUGUUGCUCCUUCUGUUGGUCCAGUGGUUCUUACUGGUGCAAACACUGGUAAACUUAGUAAACAGGAUCGCACUAGAGUUUUACUGAUGCAUGAUCUUCAUGCAUACCUGGCUCCAAAGGUUGUUGGGACUAGUGUUCAAAAGCAUUUUGACUGUUGCAAGCUGACCUACCAUACAUUCAAGACUGAAAUUGAUGUGAAGGUGGGUAAGAGCUGCAAUAGACUGUUACAAAAAGAAGCAAUGUCUGAGGGCAAAUCUAAAGACAAUAUGCCUGAAGUCUUGAGCAACUGUGCGAUUUGUACAUACAAUCACUUUCUUAUGGUUGUUGAUGAUUUUAUACGUAAUCACAUGGACUUCAAUUUGUGUCAGAUGUUGAAAAGAUCCUUUGGUAGAGAUGCUGUUUUAGCAGUCCUGGCUAGAUUGACAUCCCUUCUCCCUCACUGGGAUUUUAGAGAUGAGUUUCAAUAA
Phycomyces blakesleeanus NRRL 1555(-) is the source of this 1062-nucleotide messenger RNA. RefSeq lists its product as hypothetical. Bases 1 to 1062 code for a protein of 353 amino acids. Lineage: Eukaryota; Fungi; Mucoromycota; Mucoromycetes; Mucorales; Phycomycetaceae. The record is from RefSeq and is a predicted model, not a curated record. The transcript has 7 exons.